AACGGCGUCUAGCUGCAAUACGCUCAUCAUUUGCCCACCGCCGCCGCCGACGAGACGGGGGCCUCUGCCGCCGCUGUUCCUCCGCCUCCAUGGCGACCCCGAGGCCCCGAAUCCGCGCCGUCCCCCUCCGCCCGCUGCUCCUCUUCCUCCUCGUCCCGCUCAUCUACUCCGUGUCCAGGCUGCACCCGUGGUCUCCGGAGAAGGGCGUGUGCCUGCCACCUCCCACCGCGCCGAAGCGGCCUGACCACCUCGUGCUCGGCCCCGCUGCCGGACAGGGCCGCCACGACCGCCUCCAGUGCCACGGACUUACAGCUCUGAAUAAUAUUGGCAUAUCAAGUGACAGGAACUAUUCUGGAGAACAAAUUUCUUUUGUUACUGUAUUCACAACCUACGGUUCUGUUCCAGAUGGGGAUGGCAAAGUUCCAUCUGACACUGUAACUGUCGGAAACCAUUCUUAUAGCAAGAUCGAAAGAUCCCUGGCCAUUCUGAACACUUUCACCAAUUUCAUAAAGGUGUCAAUGCCAAGAAGCAAUGUGAUCAUAGUGACUGAUCCUGAUUCAAAAUUUUCAGUAAAUCAAGGGAGUGCUACACUAUUGCCUAUUGAAGGAAAUUAUUCUCGGGGAAAUUUGAUGCUUCAAAGAAUCAAGUCCUACAUUGCAUUUCUGGAGCAAAGGCUUGUGGAAUUUGAUAGGGUGGAAAGGUUCAAUCAUUUUGUUUUAACUGAUUCUGAUAUAGCAGUGGUUGACGAUCUUGGACAUAUAUUCAAAAAAUAUCCCCAUUGUCAUCUGGCUCUUACCUUUCGUAACAAUAAAGGUCAACCUUUGAACUCUGGGUUUGUUGCAAUAAAAGGCACGAGGGAUGGCAUCACUAAAGCAGUGGAAUUCUUCAAACAAGUCCUUAAAGCUUACAGCUUAAAAUAUAUGAAGGCUUCUCGAAUGCUUGGUGACCAAUUAGCAUUGGCGUGGGUUGUGAAGUCUCAUCUACCAUCGGCUUUAAGAAAAUUUUCUAAGCAUGAAAUAUUUACAGGUGAAGUUAAUGGAGCAUCUGUUCUCUUCUUGCCUUGUGCUGUUUAUAACUGGACUCCACCUGAGGGUGCUGGACAGUUUCAUGGUAUGCCCUUGGAUGUUAAGGUUAUCCAUUUCAAAGGUUCAAGGAAACGUUUGAUGCUUGAGGCAUGGAAUUUCUACAACUCAACCUCUAAGUUAUCUGAUAUGAUGUGCCUAAUCUUGAGAAGUGGAAGGACAAAAUAUGACUUCUAACGUUUGGUUCAAAUUUAGCACGUUAAUUAACACACAUGUUGAUCCUAGUAUCCUGCUCAAAGGCGGUGUUGUAUGUGCAGUCCACACAGAACCAUACACAAAUCGCUGAGCAUGACAAUGGAAGAAUUCAUAUCGGAGUACAAUGGAAGGAGUAUCAUUCUGAAUGUAACGAUGUAAAGUUGCAGGGGUUGUAAAAUUGGCGUAAAACUGUGGAUGGCUCCUAGCGUAGCAACUAUAUAGGGGUCACCUUUGUUCUUUGGUGCAUUCUUGUCCGUAGAACAUGUACCAUAUGGUUCCCCACUUCCCAUCACAAUACACCAUCACUUAUAUACGUGCUAAAGUUUUGAGUCUUGCCUAAAA
Panicum virgatum (switchgrass) is the source of this 1619-nucleotide messenger RNA. RefSeq lists its product as uncharacterized. Lineage: Eukaryota; Viridiplantae; Streptophyta; Magnoliopsida; Poales; Poaceae. Bases 90 to 1259 code for a protein of 389 amino acids. The record is from RefSeq and is a predicted model, not a curated record. The transcript has 8 exons.